Molecule: messenger RNA, 414 nt
Organism: Hordeum vulgare subsp. vulgare (domesticated barley)
Lineage: Eukaryota; Viridiplantae; Streptophyta; Magnoliopsida; Poales; Poaceae
Product: zinc finger CCCH domain-containing protein 33-like
Exons: 1
Coding region: 16-312 (98 amino acids)
Source: RefSeq, a predicted model, not a curated record
GUGGAUGGUGCAUAGAUGGCACUUGCAGGCGAGCACGCCAACUGCUUGAUAAAAUGCCUCGGCAACUUUACCAUCCUACUGACUAAUUAUUCCUACUGGGGCUCACCCGACGGCAAGCUGGACUGGGGCGUGCAAGGAGACGAGUUGCACAAGUUCCGCAAGUCGGCGUCCUUCGGGUUCUUCCGCCAUGCUGGCGGCCACCGCAGCCACCGCGGCCGAACCCGAGUCUCAUGGGUGAACUCUCUUGUCAAGGAUGGCCACACAGGCGACCAUUUUCCGCAGUGGCUGGAGCAGGAGCAGAUGGUGGCCUGAUCCCACCCCGUCGACGACGAUCGAUCGAUCACUGGCUCAUAGCGUCUAGCUGACCAAAGUUCUUUCCUUCAAAAAAAAUUCCACCCUUUUUUAUCUGCUUAA